AUCAAACCAUAACUUCCAAAUCUAAACAGAACCAAAAAAUAACAUAAACAAAGAAGAAACAAAAAUGGUGUCCUUUGCAACAGAGAAGAAACAAGAUCGGAAUCUAUUGUCAAGAAUCGCCUCCGGUGACGGUCACGGCGAGAAUUCAUCUUAUUUCGAUGGUUGGAAAGCUUAUGAAGAAAACCCAUUUCACCCAAUUGAUAGACCUGACGGAGUUAUUCAAAUGGGUCUCGCUGAAAAUCAGCUUUGUGGAGAUUUGAUGCGUAAAUGGGUUUUAAAACAUCCAGAAGCUUCGAUUUGUACAUCAGAAGGUGUGAAUCGAUUCAGUGACAUUGCAAUUUUUCAAGAUUAUCAUGGCUUGCCUGAAUUCAGACAAGCAGUAGCGAAAUUUAUGGAGAAGACAAGAAAUAACAAAGUUAGGUUUGAUCCUGACCGGAUUGUUAUGAGCGGCGGCGCAACCGGAGCACACGAGACGGUUGCUUUCUGUUUAGCUAAUCCCGGUGAUGGUUUCUUAGUUCCGACUCCUUAUUAUCCAGGGUUUGAUAGAGAUUUGAGAUGGAGAACCGGAGUGAAUCUUGUACCGGUUACUUGUCAUAGCUCUGAUGGGUUUAAGAUUACGGUGGAAGCCUUGGAAGCUGCGUAUGAAAAUGCGAGGAAAUCGAAUAUUUCGGUUAAGGGUUUACUUGUAACUAAUCCUUCGAAUCCGCUUGGUACGACGUUAGACCGGGAAUGCUUGAAGUCUCUUGUUAACUUUACUAAUGACAAAGGGAUUCAUCUUAUUGCUGAUGAGAUUUAUGCUGCUACUACUUUUGGUCAAUCCGAGUUUAUAAGCGUUGCGGAAGUGAUCGAGGAGAUCGAGGAUUGUAACCGCGAUUUGAUCCAUAUUGUGUAUAGUCUAUCUAAAGAUAUGGGCUUGCCUGGUUUAAGAGUUGGUAUAGUAUACUCUUACAAUGACCGGGUUGUUCAGAUCGCAAGGAAAAUGUCGAGUUUCGGUCUGGUUUCAUCUCAAACGCAGCAUUUGAUUGCUAAAAUGUUAUCCGACGAAGACUUUGUAGACGAGUUCAUCCGCGAGAGCAAAUUGCGGUUAGCUGCAAGGCACGCGGAGAUAACCACCGGUUUAGAUGGUUUAGGCAUUGGUUGGUUAAAGGCCAAAGCCGGUUUGUUCUUGUGGAUGGAUUUAAGAAAUCUUUUGAAGACAGCUACAUUCGAUUCGGAAACCGAGCUAUGGCGCGUAAUUGUCCACCAAGUGAAGUUGAAUGUGUCUCCAGGCGGUUCGUUCCAUUGCCACGAACCAGGAUGGUUUAGAGUAUGUUUUGCAAAUAUGGACCAUAAGACGAUGGAGACGGCUCUAGAGAGGAUUAGAGUGUUCACAAGCCAACUCGAGGAGGAGACCAAACCGAUGGUUUCAACAACAAUGAUGGCUAAGAAGAAGAAGUGUUGGCAGAGUAACCUCCGGUUAAGCUUUAGCGACACAAGGCGGUUCGAUGAUGGCUUCUUCUCGCCUCAUUCACCGGUGCCGCCUUCUCCGCUAGUCCGUGCACAGACUUAAAGACCGUUUCAUAUUUUGACUAGACCAGUCGUCGUUAAUUAAAAGAUCAAUUCUUUA
Messenger RNA from Arabidopsis arenosa, 1606 nucleotides. The record is from the annotation of a GenBank genome assembly. NCBI's taxonomy places the organism in Eukaryota, Viridiplantae, Streptophyta, Magnoliopsida, Brassicales, Brassicaceae.